Messenger RNA from Phymastichus coffea, 922 nucleotides. RefSeq names its product NKAP family protein CG6066. NCBI's taxonomy places the organism in Eukaryota, Metazoa, Arthropoda, Insecta, Hymenoptera, Eulophidae. Gene Ontology annotation, biological process: regulation of gene expression. Gene Ontology annotation, cellular component: nucleus. Bases 109 to 903 code for a protein of 264 amino acids. Gene Ontology annotation, molecular function: chromatin binding. The transcript has 4 exons. The record is from RefSeq and is a predicted model, not a curated record.
ACGGUUGCAGAGGUUAGGUUUCGAUUUACAUUGUUCUAUGUUAUCAGUCAGAUGGCUAAUUAACAGUAAUCGUAUUUAUAUAUUGAUCCAUUUAAAAUAAAAACAAUAAUGGUGGACAGAUUUGAUAGGAAUAUAGAUAGGUCAGAGAGAGGGGACAGAAGAAAAGAAAGAGAAAAAAUUGGUCUACGUGGAGUAGAAAGAGUAUGGGGAAAAUCUCCAACGCGGAUUGAAGACACUGAUGAGGAAGAGGAACAACUGAAACAUCAUAAGUCUAAACGCGAGAGUCAAGACAUAGAUCGUAAACGCAAAAAAAAAGAGAAAAAAAAGAAAAGUAAGAAGCUGAAAAAGGAAAAGAAAAUGAAAAAAGAGAAGAAAAAGAAAAAAAAGAAGAGGAAACAUUCCAGCAAUAGUUCUAGUGACAGUAGCUCAGAUGAAGGAGAGCAGUGGGUUGAAAAAAGUGCUGUUAUAGUGCAACCAAGUGUUAAGAAGAAUACUGAAUCUGAAGACAGUGAAGAUGAUGGUGUUGUUGGUCCAACUCUCAAACCUACAAUUACACUUACUGCAAAAGAACUUGGCAGAGCUCUAUUGCCUGGAGAAGGUGCUGCUAUGGCUGCAUAUGUACAAGAAGGGAAACGAAUUCCCAGGAGAGGAGAAAUUGGUUUGACAUCAGAUGAAAUUGCAUCAUACGAGUCUGUUGGAUACGUUAUGAGUGGUAGCAGGCAUCGUCGUAUGGAGGCUGUGCGUAUUCGUAAAGAAAAUCAAAUUUAUUCAGCAGAUGAAAAGAGAGCUUUAGCUAUGUUCAGCAAAGAAGAGAGACAGAAGAGAGAAAAUCUUAUAUUAGGACAAUUCAGAGAUAUGAUAUCUGAAAAGAAAAAGCUGGCUCAGGAAAAACAUAAAGAGUAAUUAAUUAAUUAAGUUGUAA